CAUGAAUCCAUCCACCAGAAUCAGCAACUAAUAACGGCUCAUUUCUUUCUUUAGCUCUCUGGUUCAAGGGAGGGAAAGAGAGAGGAGAAUGUCACUGAGAAUGUGGGCAUCUUCAACGGCCAAUGCACUUAGAAUCGCUUCUGGUGCUAGAACCAGUCUCUCUCCAACAUUCUCUCUCUCGAGGUGCUUCUCUACAGUUUUAGAUGGACUAAAAUAUGCGUCUUCCCAUGAGUGGGUGAAGCAUGAUGGCUCAGUGGCUACAAUCGGCAUCACUGAUCAUGCCCAGGACCAUCUCGGAGAGGUAGUUUUUGUAGAGCUGCCGGAAUUGGGUGUAUCUGUUUCAAAAGGUGGCAGCUUUGGAGCUGUGGAGAGUGUGAAAGCAACCAGUGAUGUUAAUUCCCCUGUUUCUGGUGAGGUUGUUGAGGUCAAUACCAAGCUGAGCGAUUCACCUGGUUUGAUCAACUCAAGCCCAUACGAAGAGGGAUGGAUGAUCAAGGUGCGACCCAGUAGCCCAUCAGAACUGGAAUCCUUGCUGGGUUCAAAGGAGUAUACGAAAUUUUGUGAGGAAGAAGACGCUGCGCAUUAGAUAGAAGUAUGUUAUUGGGUUCUGGUCACACUAACUAGUUUUCAGCCUCUCUUGAUGUUAACAUAUGAAUCAGACAGUUGAGGCUAUCAUGGAUUACUGUGCAAUUUCUUCUUAGUUAUUAAGAAAUCAAAGGCUAGUCCCUCUUCCUUUCUGUUA
Magnolia sinica is the source of this 742-nucleotide messenger RNA. Its product is annotated as glycine cleavage system H protein, mitochondrial. Bases 89 to 586 code for a protein of 165 amino acids. NCBI's taxonomy places the organism in Eukaryota, Viridiplantae, Streptophyta, Magnoliopsida, Magnoliales, Magnoliaceae. Gene Ontology annotation, cellular component: cytoplasm; glycine cleavage complex; mitochondrion. The record is from RefSeq and is a predicted model, not a curated record. Gene Ontology annotation, biological process: glycine decarboxylation via glycine cleavage system; protein lipoylation. The transcript is spliced from 4 exons.